UCUGUUUUGUUGUGUCAUGUUCAAAUUUGAAAAAAAAACGAUUGCUGGUAAACGAUGGCGAUUACGUGGAAUCUCGUUUACAUCAAAUUGAUGUCAAAAUUCAAAAUUCUGAUGGCACAGUCCUCCACAAAGGAUCAGAAAAUAGCACAGCUUACGAACCGUUUAAAUGAAAAAGAUGCCCAGAUAAUGAAUUUAACCAAUGAAAUGAAAACUCUCAGUCUGUCAGGACAUCCUAGUCAGGUUGUUGCGUUUACAGCACUGCUUAACCAUAGUAUUACCGUUGGAGCACAGCAGAUCAUUCGUUAUGAUACUACAAUAACAAACACAGGCAAUGCAUACGAUUCUACAUCCGGAAUAUUUGAAGUCACAGUUAGCGGAAUUUAUAGUUUAUCAGCCAGUUUGAUGGGAGACCCACACAAUGGGAUUCAUUUGCAGUUAGUUCAGAAUGGUAAAGAGCUGGUACGUCUGUGGACCGGAGGUGGGGAUAGCUACGAAUUGGCUUCACACACAAUAAACGUCAAACUUGCCAAACAUGAUCGCAUUUGGGUUCAGAAUAUCCACCAAGCUAAUGUCUAUGCAAGUGAAAAAUAUAACCUUUUUUCAGCAGUACUGCUUUUUGAAGGACAGUUUUAAAAUGAAGUGGUGUAAUAAACAAUAAAAGUAUUAGACAUGU
Molecule: messenger RNA, 673 nt
Organism: Mytilus californianus (California mussel)
Lineage: Eukaryota; Metazoa; Mollusca; Bivalvia; Mytilida; Mytilidae
Product: complement C1q-like protein 2
Exons: 3
Coding region: 55-633 (192 amino acids)
Molecular function (GO): protein binding
Source: RefSeq, a predicted model, not a curated record